AUGUCCACUCUAGAACAGUGUGACAAAGCAACCUUUCAUCAAACAGACCUGCCGUUUCUGCUAAAUUUCAACAGGAUAAACCAUUUUCACUCAUCAUCAGCUUACACGGUCUUUCCACCAUCAAACAUACAUUCUCUCUUACACUGGAAAGUCUUAGCUUUAUUAAUUAAAUCAUCCGAGGAUUCCGAAAAUUUACUUUCAUAUAAUUGUAAAUUGUCUCUAUGUAAAAUUACUUCACAUCCGAUACACACAGUUAUUGACACACAUUUUCAUUGGGACAAAUUCUUCCUACAAGCCAGAUUUUCUGGCUUGCCUUCAUACAUUUGGGAAGAACAAGAUAAUGAAAAAUUUCAGAUUAGAAAAUUAAUAUCAAAUUUUGUUUUUCCAAGUCGAUGGACAGCUUGCCUAGAUGGGGAUUUGUUAAGGGAGGAUAAGAGAAUUCUCCACACUAUUGGAAUCCAUCCGAAGGUAGCAGGGAACCAGGUGGGUCGGAACUUUAAUGAGUUGAAAAGAAGAAUCCCAGGUAAUUUUUUAGCAAUAGGGGAAUGUGGAUUGGACGUAAGUCAGGGGGAGAAAGAUAUAAGAGAGCAAGUUACGGUACUAAGAGUACAAUUAGAGUUGGCCAGAGAUUACAAGUUACCUGUCGUAAUUCACUGCAGAGGUAAAAACAUAACUGCCAGGUGCUUAGAUAUCAUGUCAGAGAUACUGGACAGGGAUCAUGGUGUCCACUGGCACUGUUUCUCCCAGGACAAGACAACAUAUGAAAAUAUAAAGCGGUGUUUUCCUAAUACAAAAUUUGGUAUUUCUCCAUUACUGUUAAUGGAGGAUACCUAUCCACAACUCCGCUCACAGGUUUGCGAGAUGAGCCUAGAGGACAUCAUUCUGGAAAGUGAUGCACCAUACCUCCACCCCAAGAACUAUGAGGACAGUUCUCCAAUAUUGAUUAGAUCUAUUAUACAGAAAUUGUCUAUCAUGUUUAAUAUUCCAGGAAGGGAAAUUGCUGACAUCACCACCCGAAAUGCUCAGCAGCUAUAUAAGUUUGAAUAG
Molecule: messenger RNA, 1047 nt
Organism: Mytilus trossulus (common blue mussel)
Lineage: Eukaryota; Metazoa; Mollusca; Bivalvia; Mytilida; Mytilidae
Product: 3'-5' ssDNA/RNA exonuclease TatD-like
Exons: 1
Coding region: 1-1047 (348 amino acids)
Molecular function (GO): hydrolase activity, acting on ester bonds
Source: RefSeq, a predicted model, not a curated record